Messenger RNA from Ipomoea nil (Japanese morning glory), 1908 nucleotides. RefSeq lists its product as uncharacterized. The record is from RefSeq and is a predicted model, not a curated record. The coding region runs from base 1 to 1908 and encodes 635 amino acids. NCBI's taxonomy places the organism in Eukaryota, Viridiplantae, Streptophyta, Magnoliopsida, Solanales, Convolvulaceae. The transcript is spliced from 2 exons.
AUGGUGAGAACCAGGAAUCAAAGAAUGGGACAUUUACCUCGAAAAGGAACAACUGAUAGCACCUCAAAAUACACUGGCACCGGAGAGUCUUCAAACCCAGUGUGCGUCGAAGAAGAAAACCCCACCAACAUUGCGAUGAACCCUGUUCCAAUAUCCAGAGUACCAUUCGGCGAACCUCAAGAACAUAGCAUCAAUCCACCAGGUAACUCGAAUCUUCCUCUGAUUAACCAUGAAGAACCUCCCACGACCAUGCCCAUUGCGGCUAAUUUUGGAGACAACAGGAUCGUUGAUCCAAACGAUUUAGUGGUACAACUCCAGUUUGCCAUAAAUCGAGGCUGGGAACCUUAUAUGUCCUCCUACGUUAGCUCCGAAGAAGAGGACAAUCCAAGGGAAUCAGAAUUUGAGGGUCAUGAAGAUCCUCAAAACCACGAGGUCAACUGUCCCUCGAGCCCUAAAAAUGAUGAACAUAUCACAACUGAUAAAACCCCCAAUCCAAUCUCUCGGGUCAACAAAAACCCUAGAAAGAGGAAGAAGAAUGACCCGUAUGAAGGAGCAGAUCCAAGGGCCAAAAGGCCAAGCGACUUUCCAAUACGAGCAGGACCUCCACAAAGACCACCAAACAUUCCACCAAAACCUGAAAAAUCCAAGAAAACAAGAAAAGAAAAUACAGAGGAUGAACAAAACUGGUUACCAAAUGAAGAAAUUGAGUCCUCUGGCUGUGAAAGAUUGAGAACUCGAGCCCAAAAGAGAACCAACCUAGAAGCUAAUAGGGAGAGAAAACAAAAACAGCCUACCAAAGUGGAUAAGGCAUCUACCAAAGGAAAGGGGAAACAAAAGGCAUCUACCAAAGAAAAGGGGAAACAAAAAGUGGUUAGAAGUGAUGACAUGUCAAACCUACCUAAACCACACAGUACAACCUUUUUAAGCAAGGAAUCUGGAAAGCUAUGGAAAAGAAUUGUGGAGAAAAAGAUCAUAAACCAAAAACUACUUGUCACAGAUAAACUAGACAACUCAGAGCAGAUUCAAGAAGUUAUAAUCUCAAAUCAACUCCUGGGAACAGUCACCAACAUAGAACCUUAUGAUGAAGAAGUCAUCCAGGAAUUCUAUUGUAACCUAACCAAAAACACUACAAUACCUAGUAGUCCUAUGUAUGGGAAGGUAUACUUGAGAGGCAAAUUCUAUGAGUUUACACCAGAUAGAAUCAACAACUACCUAGGAACACUUGAGACUGAACAAGAGAUGGAACUAAACAGUGAACAAGUUGCCAAAGAGCUUACAACAGGUAAUGUCAGCUUUGAAAAGAACAAAAUCAAAGCAGCUUCUCUAACUAGCAAAUAUGCCAUCCUCCAGAAGAUAGCUCUGGCAAACUGGAUGCCCUCACUCCAUGAAUCCACUGUAAAAUGGACAUUAGCAGAGCUGUUGUACAAGAUAGGGAAAGGGGUGAAAAUCAACAUGGGUGUCAUUAUUCAUACACAAAUCACAAAUUUAGCAGAAGACACUAAAUCCAACACCUCCCUGAUCUUUCCAAACCUCAUCUUUGCCAUCUUGACAAAACAAGGCCUCAAAACUCAAGGACCAAAAACCACUGUCAAGAACAUCAACACUACAGUCAAACUAAGAAAGGGAAACCACCAAAAUGACUUAAAGUCCUCUGCUCCAAAGAGCAAUCCACUUGAUUCCAAGACACUAAUCAAUUACUUUGAGGGCAGACUGACAGAAUUAGAAGCCUCAGAAAAACAACUUCUAAGAAAACACAUGAACAUCAAAGAGGAAAAAGCAGAAAUAAUAGAAUGGCUGGCAAUCCUAAAAGCAGAAAAUGAAGAAGAUCAAGAACAAGGAACAGAAGAAGAUAUUAUUACUCGCAUAUCUGUUGUUCAUCUGCAUACUGGCAUUCGACAAUCUCUCUAA